Protopterus annectens (West African lungfish) is the source of this 3214-nucleotide messenger RNA. It is a transcript of the gene NSG1, whose product is annotated as neuronal vesicle trafficking associated 1. Gene Ontology annotation, molecular function: clathrin light chain binding. The transcript has 5 exons. Lineage: Eukaryota; Metazoa; Chordata; Ceratodontiformes; Protopteridae. The record is from RefSeq and is a predicted model, not a curated record. Gene Ontology annotation, cellular component: endosome; membrane. Gene Ontology annotation, biological process: clathrin coat assembly; endosomal transport; G protein-coupled dopamine receptor signaling pathway. The coding region runs from base 320 to 880 and encodes 186 amino acids.
GUGUUCAGUUGGAGAUGAUGCUAUUCCGUUGCAUCAGUACCAUCUAGCUUGGAAAUCCCACCGGGGCUCCUUUGUGCUGCUUGUGCUCCAAAGGCUGCAGAUCUUGUAAAAAGAACGCUUCUGCGUCACCCAAGAGCGGCCACAAUAUUAAAACAUAAAAAUCAAUUCCUUCACUAAACCGGGCAGGCAGCCACAGAAAGAAAGUGUUUCUGUCUCCGCCAUUUUUUCUAUCUGAAGGUGAAGGUUCCUCCUUACAAAAGGAGACAGAUCAGUUUUGGGACUAAACCCUUAAGGAACUAUUUACAUCGGGGAAGAAAGGAUGGUGAAACUGGGGAACAAUUUUAAUGAAAAGAAUGCCACAAAGCUCCCUGCCUGUGAAGAUGGAUUCGACACCAUCCCCCUGAUCACACCCCUGGAUGUCAAUCAGCUGCAGUUUCCACCUCCUGAUAAGGUUGUUGUGAAAACUAAAACAGAGUAUGAGCAAGAUCGCAAGAAGGGAAAAUUUCGUACUCCAAACAUUGCUGAGUUCACAAUCAGUAUCACUGAAGGGGUGUCGGAAAGAUUUAAGGUCCUUGGCCUGGUUCUUUUCGCAAUUGCAUUUUUAACUUGUGUAGUCCUUUUGGUGGGCUACAAAGUUUACAAGUAUGAUCAUACCUGCCCAGAAGGAUUCGUGUUUAAGAAUAACCGAUGCAUUCCUGAAGGUUUGGAGAACUAUUAUUCUGAGCAAGACUCAAGUGCUCGAGGAAAAUUCUACACUGUUAUCAACCACUAUAAUCUGGCAAAGCAAACCAUUACUCGUUCAGUAUCACCAUGGAUGACUGUAGUGUCUGAAGAAAAAGUUUCAGCACAGGAAACAGAAGCUGCUGAAAAAACUGCUUAGAGGGACAUUCCAAAAUACUCAUCACACUUCAGGAAAAAAUUUUAAAAAAGUCACCGAACUCCGAAGAUUAACUUUAAAUAUAAUUAUCGGUAACCCCAAAGCCAUCUUUGCUAUUGUUGUAUAUUUAUCUGCAAAUGAUAUCCAUAUACAUUAAAUUAUUGCCAGAUCAUCUUAGAAUUUAAAAAUGAAAAAAUGUAAAUUCAGCAUAUAGUGUUAUGUUCAUUUUUGUUAGAAUGGAAUUGCAUAUGUUGUAAUCAUUAGCAUUAAAAUGACUGCUAAACUGUUUAGAAAUUUGUAAAAUGUUAAAAUAAAUACUCUCUUAGGAGCCAUGACACUGAUUUUCUGAAGAGAAGUGCAAAUGCUGUUAACAGCAGAUGUUUCUAUUACUUGUAAUUGUAUUUAAAGUUGACUGUCAGAGCUAAUAAACUAGGCUGUGUUUAAGACACUGGUGGGAAUAGCUGGAUUGCCAUAUAAGAAACUUUCAAGUAUUUUUUCUGUUUAUCUUCACUUUGUCAUCUUAACUAUUUUCUGAUUUGUAAGUAAUACUGAAACUCAUUGCAACAAAGGCAUGCUUGGUGUUAUUUUAUUAUAGCUGUAAGGAAAUUAUAUUGCAUUUUUCACUGUGGCUUUUGCAUCUUAGAUAGGAUGUGCACAGUAAUACAAUUAGAUAGACACUAAGAAAAUGUGCAAACACGGUAGACUUGCUUUACUAGAAAACCACAGAGAUCUAUCAGCAGUUAUUCCAGUGGAAUUAAGUGAGAAAUACUAAUCACUAACUUCAGUUAGGUACAGGUCACAGACUAAAGGCUCUAGUGUGUCACAAAUUUGUGCAGAUUAACAGUUUAUUGCUGUACUUGGUCAUUAAACUACAGAAUAUUUGUACAUAAUCUCAUAAAAAUUAACCAGUUUUGUAUCACUUAACUGUCACAGGGUAAAUACAGCGGAAAUAUAAAUAAAAAAAAAUGAGUAACUCAGUUACUACCCACAUGAAUAGGAGGGUUGGUAUAAUGGUUAAGGUCUUAAUCCCUCAGAUGAAAGGUGCAGGUUUUGAUCAUAAUCUCCGAUUAUUGGCUAGGCUUGAAAUAGUAUGCAGACUGAUAACCUAAUAUUUCCCUAUGAACAAUUGUUCUUUUGCCAGAGCAAAAAGGAAAACUGAAUCCUGAUAGAAUUGAAAAUGAUGAUAAACAAAAGCUUUUGAUGUAGUACACAUUCAAAAACUAUAACUGGUAUAAUUUGCAUGCACGGUAUUGUCUGUACAGGUUAUGCAUCACUAAAACAAUAUCCAAGUAAACCUAUGAUUGCCAUAUAUGAUUAUAGAAUAUGAUGAUGAUUAUAGAAUGUGUUCGAUUUGUUGUAUUUUGCAUAGAAUGGCAUUGCCAAGAAACCAUGAAGUGUCUGUUAUAACCUGCACAGCAUCUGAGUUGUGAAAUACAAAGAUUUAUAGAAAUAACACGUGUUUAGCAUCUCUAGUACAGUUAGAAAUUGGAAUACAGAAAAGUUACAUUUGUUCUCAAUACUGAUCUGUAGAAAACACAUUUACAGUGUAAUGCACAAUCGAAAAUAAUGCUUGUGUUUAUUUCUGUGUAGAUAUAGGCAUAAUACUGUUUCAGUCUAAAUCUAGAAAUGCAAGGGUAACAGUGAGGUAAACGGCCCUUUUUCUACUGAAGAUGAAGCUGUAAAUUUUAACUAUACUGUAAUAUUAGUAAAACAAGUCACUUGAGGCCUGCCUGUUUAUGUAUUUCCUUAACAGGUGCAAACAUGACAUUUUGUUAUUGCAUUUUGCAGUCUAAAACCGCCUUUAUUUGUGUAAUGCCAUUAGUUAUACAUGAGCAGUGCCAGCUAGGCAAAAUGAGUCAACCUGGCAUUCAAUUUCAGGGCACAUUAGUCACUGUUUCCUUACUCUACAUUGGCUGUGAUUUUCUAAUAUACAUGUCAAAAGUUUCACAGAAAUGUUUGCUGAUAAACAGAGCUGCAUGUUUGAGUUUGCAUUCAAAUUAUUUUUUUUAUCAUUUUAUGGAAUCACUCUUUGGUCUGAAUAAUAGGUCAUCUUGCAUACUGCAGAAACUGUGAAAUGGAUUAUUCAUCUCUUAGUUAAUGGUACAGUAUGAACGUGCUAUGUAACACUAUUUUGAGUCACAAUGCAUAUAUUAUAAUAAAACGUCUUUUUAUCAUGAAUGUGAUUAACACCCUUGCAGCUGUAUUACUUGAAUAAAUCUGUUCCUGUCUAAAUUCCUGUAUUCAUAUGAACCAUGUAUUGCUGAAAGUAAGCAAACACAAUUAAUCUGUAAUUUUUGACAUUUUCACUCUGCAAAAAAUAAAUGUCACGUGAAUUUA